UGAUCGCUCGGGACACCUAUUCUACUGACGCCGUCUCCUUUAAUUCCAGAAAGAAUUGCGAAACUUUAGGUGUAAUAAUAAUGUGAUGUCCUCUGUUAUACCUAUUUGUGAUGUGGAUGUGAAGUGAUAUCUCAUCCAGGAUGGAGACAGAACGGGGAUUACAUCAGAACCUCAAGGUUCGCUGGGAUCGGUACACAUCCUGCAACCAGGAAUCUCAGUCUCAGAAGAAGUCUCAGUAUCUAGGCGAAUUCUUGGAACUUCUUUACUCUAUGUCUAUGAAUUCUUCUAUUGAUACAGAGGAUCUUUACAACUUCUGCAAUGACGUACACAGCACCUUCAACAUACUCGCCCUUGAAUUCAUGACCUCUGUGAAGGACAUCUCAACCCAGCCACCAGCAACAGCACUGGCGUCAUCAAUGACUGAUUUCCAUAGAACCCUGGACAGCGCCAUCUCUAGUCAGGUUUCACCAGAGCUUCCACAGGCUGACCUGAUGGACUUUCUGAUGCAUGGACGAGGAUGGUUGCUCCUCAAUGCUAUGUCUACAUUAGCCACACAGGCCUUGUCACACCAUGUUGAAUUCAUCCGUCUACUCAUUGCUCUCCUGGAAGAGACAUUGAAGGUGCCCGUAAAGAGUAGACCAAUUCGAGAUGUGGGCACUCUGGUGCCACCGAUGGAGACGUGCUUUCCUGCCAAACUAAACCUGAGACAGGCCAGUCAACUAGACUCACCUACAGUGAUGGCUUCUCACCUUACCCACGAUGUCUACCGCAAGAAGACAGCCUUUCUUAGGACGACCACUUCCUUCCAGGGAGGUGGGAGGGUACAGAGGACAGGCGUUAGCAGUCAACGUAAGAAGAGCAUGCUACCACGGAACCGAGAGGAGCAAGAAAGCACAGAUUCUGAAAAUGAGCCUGGGAGACGGUACAGGGGCAGGCAUAUCUCUGGCAACAUCAGAAAGCACAAAGUGACUGCUAACUACCUGAUGGCUUUCAGGAACUCCAUUCCAAAGUACCAAUGGAAUGGUGGAAACCUAAUCAUUAGGCACAGGAUGAGUGUUGAUGAUGGACUCUCAGGUAUGGAUCUAUCCAGCACUACACCAUUCGACCUGUGCAUAACUCUCUUGUCUCUCUUGGAGAAGCUGUGUUCUAGUGAAGCCAUGAAUGCAGCUCAUAGAAACUCACUUAGUCUCUUCCUUGCACCGCAGCUCACCAACUUGCUUGUGAAGAUUGAUCACAAGUGUUCAGGCCAGGGUAUCAACUUGGACUACAACUGGGGACCAGAACUCCUUGGUGCACUGAAGAGACUUAUCCUGCGCAUUGUCUUGAAGGUUUGCUUGUACAGUCUAACGCAGCAUCAGAAGAUUCAAGAGCUAUCGUCUAGUGGGUUGCUGCAAUCUCUCCUGUCGGAGGCAAAGAGCUCUGCUCAAAAGAUCAUGCAUUCUCUGUCGGAAAGGACUAAAGAGAAAGAAGAUGAUUUUGCGCGAGAUGAGGCAGAUGAGCCUGAAGUGUCAGACUCUGUGUUUGAAGGAUCAGGUGAUGAUCAAGGAAGUUUGCCAGAGAAGGAUUCAUCUGUGCCCGGAUUCAAAGUUGAUUCAGCAGGUAUGACAUACAUUAGCGAAAUUCUGCAAGGUGUGAUUCUACUCCUUUCAUAUGUGAUGUAUAGUUGCCAUGACAACCAAACUGUUUUGACUCAGGGAUUAUCCAUGUUAAAUGAGUUUGAAGAGUAUGGAGGAUAUCAGCUCUUCCUCAUGGUAAUCGAGGCAAUGGAUGGAUUGCUGUCAAGUGGCGAGGAUAAUGGUGAGAAGGUCCGUAACAUCAAGGAGAUCAUCAUCUCUUUGAUAACCUCCAUGUGUAAGCUUACCACUGCUACUAAGAAAGCAAAGCUAGAGUACCUCCAUAAGUUCCAGUGUCUGAAGAGAACACACAGUAAUUGCGAUUACAGUCAUUACAUGCAUCACCAUCACAGCAUGCUGGGAAUGACCUACACUGCGUUUGAAGAAGAUAAGCAGGGUCACCCUGAUGCUGGUCAUGUUGCAAGUGGUGGAUUGGUGGACAGGAAUCCCAUCAGGGCAAACAGGAGCAAGUGUUGCAUCGCUACAGUAGUGGACGUGGUCUUAGAAUUGAUAUCAAAAGUGCAAUGUCGAGUAACCCUUGUGAGGUUACUAGGAAUGUUGGAACAAGGAGGGAUCUGCUGUUGCAUACCUCCACAUGUAAUCCUCAGCAAACUGUUGCAUUCCAUUGAAAACAGAUCCCUAGCAUUAUCAAACUAUCUGCUCAGUGUUGUAGCAAAGUUGAUCCUGGAACAGUUGCGUGGUGGUGAGAAGGCUGAAUCGAUUCCAGUCGACCUUUGCCCAGAAUGUGUCCAGUUAGAUGUGAAACAUAGGAUGACAGGCAGUCAGUUAGACAUUGGAAGCAUCACGGAUAGUAGGACUAGUGAUAGUGCAAUUGGAAGCGAUGGUAGCAUCCAAGAUUGGGAUGUCACCAAGUCUCGGUGGCAGGUCUUGGGAACAUAUGCUAACCUUAUCACGAGUGGGGUUAAUGAAGUCUUGAGUGUCCAGGUGGCUAGGCAUCUGCUGCAUCUUGUCAAGCAUGGAAACUACCAAAUUAAACAAGAAUUGUAUCUUCAUGUCUAUCUGCCAUGCUUUGAAUCAUCUAGACCAAUAGGCCCUGAGGAGUCAGUUGUUCAUACUCCUCGGCUGCCGUACCGUAUCACUUCAUCAACUGUCUUGGAAUAUUGUUUUAGUGCUUUACCCAUUCUCUUAACGUCCAAGUUUGCCCAGGAGCUGUUUCUUAGUCAAGGAGGCUUGAAUCAGCUUCUGCACUUGCUGCAGUUGGACACUACAAGACGUCAUGUCCUUCAGGUGUUUGAGGUCAUCAUCCUUUCUGGUGAUGAAGAGAAAAUGAGACGAGACAGGAGUAACACAGCAGACAGUGUACUUAGUACUGCAUCAUCUCUAACUGCAACAAGCUCUACUUCACAACUCAGAUACAACACAUCUAAUUGCCGGAGAGACCAUGCAAGCACAGUGGUUAGUGUCCUAGAUGCCUUUACAGGCAUUGUCCAAGAAGUUAUCCCUGAGGACCUUCACUCUAAGAGUGAUAGUUCCGAAGGCAGUAGCUAUCAAAAUCAGUCUGGAGGAUUGCAUGAACGCUCUCUUGACCGACUUCUAUCAUCCUAUGAAAUCGUAGAUGAACCAUUUGAAAGUAUGGCACAUCAAAGCAUCGAGUCAGUACUAGGCACUCUCCAUGAAGGGGUAGCAGCCUUUCCUGAUAGGACAAUGUCAGACAGCAACGGUUCAGAUUCCUCUCAACACAACACAAUGACACCACCGAAGCUCUUCAUGCCAAAGGACAGUAUUAGUGUUCUCCCAGAUGCAAGACUUGCCAUGGCCAGUGAUGUCUGGAGGACUUGUGCUAAUCUAAUCGUGUACAGUCAAGGUUUCUCAGAACACUUCAUGCAAAGCUCUGUAGCCAGUCAGAUCUACAAGAUCUUGAAUGAGUCAUUCCUUGCGUUAGCUCAGAUCACCAAGGAAUGUGAAGUGUUGGAAAUCAGCCUAGAGUCUCUGCAGGACACCACCAGGAACUAUACCGAUGAUGAAAUCAACAAGAGGGAUCGGUUUCAUAUCAUGCUUAGCAUUGUGGGAUCUCUUAUGAGGAUACAACUUAAACUUUCUAAAGAAGUAGCGGCAGGCAAGUUUGAGGGAGAAGGGAUGAGCCUCAUUCUUCGGAGUGUAAAGCAUCACUUGACUGAGUCAGACCUCUUAGGAUCCAACCUAGGUAGAACUGUAGCUGAUACCUUGCUAAAGCUGGCCCAACUAGAACCCCUAGACUCAUCACAGUAUCAGAUCUGUAGCCUCUCAAGGAAUUCACCUAAGGAUGAUAGUGUAGAUGGAUUGAGUUGGAAUCUUGAAGAGCUCCAGGAAGCCUCUGAUGACCAGAGUAGUGAGAUGAGUGAUCUAUGGAGUGCUGAAGGGGGUUAUGAGGCUGACAGCGAGAGAGAUGAUAGAGAUGAUGCUCUGACAAAUAACAAGCCAGACAGAGAAGACUUGAUUUUUGCCCAAUCUCAACAGUCAUUGGUUUAUCCUGAGGUGUGUCAGGUGAUGUUAGAGGUCCUUUCUACCACGGAUGGGUGUGCUAAGAAGAAAGUCCUUUACUUUCUCCUGAAUCAACUCAUCUCCCUUGUGAAGGGCAAUGAGUCAUGUAAGACGAGUCUGAAUCAAUGCGGAAUCCCCACCAUCAUCUUGGAUGGAUACCGCACCAUUCUACAAGAUAACCAUCAAGAUACCAGUGUUGAGAGGGCUUUACUCCUCGAGUUAUUUUCUGAGUUGGUUGAGAGGAGUAUUACGUCAUCUCAGUUAAGAGGAUAUCUUUCCCUAUUCCAAUCACCAUCAUCACCUAUGAGCUGUUUAUUAUCAUCGCUCUUGACCAUCGCCAGUAGUACAGUCACCCAGCCAGCCACCACCAUCACCUUUCCACUCCUUCCCAAUCCCUCCAACACACAAAACACCCCUCUGCCAAUGAAAAUGGAGUCUUCCAGCACUCCAGACAUCAGUGCAUGGACUGUUGCUGCAACUCAGCUACCUCUCAGGAAUAGUGUAACAUGGACUGUUCCACUUAGCAAGGGGGUGGGUGUUGCUAUGUGGUUGAAGGUGGAAGAGAGGAGGAAAGGAGAGUCAGGAGAGAAGAUGAAGAAAAGUAAAACAAGAACAAGAUACCUGCCAAACUCGUCCAGUGCAUCCUCACUCUCCAGCUUGUCAAGGAACCCCCUGCAAACCUCAUCGCCAUCGAGGUCAGGGUUGAAAGGUCGUCAGCUUGACCUACAUCUGGUGACCCUUGGCACCCGUGAUAUCACCUUUGAAGUCUGGCUGGAGACAAAGACUAUGAAGCUGGCUUUCAGAAUUGGUCAAGCAUCAAGUGACCAUCAGAGGACUUUGAUACUAGCAGAGACUACCUGUGGUGGUAUGCUGACCAGUGGUCAAUGGGAACAUCUUGUAGUGACCUACCAUGAAAGGAGAGAUGAAUCUAUGGUGCUUGGCAUGAUCUCUGUGAUAGCGAAUGGUCAUCACAGAAAGGAUGUCAUGGUCGAUUACAACCACUCUUCAGUAAUGGUCAAGACUGCCCAACAACCCAUGUUCUGUCUCAUCGGUCAUUCAUUGACCACUGGUCAGAUACAGGGGCAUGAUGCAAAGCCACAGGGAGCGUGGAGUCUUGGACACAUGCACAUCUUUAACGAUGCCAGUGCACUGCAGAAGGAAGCUGCUGCAUUCCACCUCUUCUCCAUGGGACCAGACCUGUACACCCUCAGCCAGUGUGAGGGCAGCAAACAUAGUCAGUUGUACAGUCGUCAGAUAACCAAAGACAUCAUGAUUGCUGGCAUCAAACCUGAUAUCCUCUUUGGAGACAGGGAAAUCGAUGAGAAAUUCUUGAGGGAGAGCCUCGUGGCGACCUACUCGUCUUCGUCUCCAUCUACCUUCAGUCUCUACCAGUCUGUAUCAUCCGGUACCCUGAGUAAAGUACUUCCAGGAAAGAUCAUUCCUCCUUCCCUGCUUCACUCACCGACCGUCAUGCAGGCGAUACUAGUACAUCAUUCACACCCAACCGUUAGGCAUCACAUGGGACUACACAAGGCAAUCUACCAAGUUGGAGGCAUCAGCGUCUUUGUCUAUCUCUUUGCCAAGGUUGUUGAGACGUCCAAUGAUGGUCACCAACAGGCCAGAGCCCUGCAGCUGCUGAUGCUGCUUCAGAACAGCAGUUAUGAGAUGGCCAGGGAGUUCCGCUCCAUCUCUGGCCCUCUGAUGGUCGCGAAGGUCCUGGCCUCCGAGAGAUGCCACGUUGGUCCGGAAAUGCUCAAGGUGCUAUUUGAUGCCUGCUGUAGCGAGUCCGUGGUCUUCCAGUGCUCCCUCCUGCACCAUUACAAAGUGAACGAGGAAUCAACGGCCAUCCUACAGGACACAGAGUUCUUCACCCAGAUGCUGCUGAACUGGAGGGUAUGGGAUCGGGCCAGGAAAGGAGCCUGGAGGAUACUCCUGGAAGGCAUCUUGGCCUUGAUCAGGCACGACCAUCCGUUCUACUCCUUCAACAUCAAUCAGAUGCAACGGGUCGGGCUGGUCCAGAAGCUCUUCACCAUCUGUAGGGAGAGACACAGUGAGGAUCUGCCUGCUCUCCCUGUAGACACCUACUCAUCAUUGAUUGAGAUUAUCAAAACGAUGGUAGGGAUUCCAGCAGACCCACAUCUAAUGGCUGAGAUCAGUGACUUCCUUCUGGCCGUCCAUCCUGCGGUUAAUACCUUUGUCUGCCAUGCUCCAUCAAGCUUCUUCUUCCUCUUACACAAAGGGAAGUGGUACAAAUCUCGGUCUAGUACACCUUCGGAGGUCUCAUCCCAUGACAUGGAUGAAGUACGUCGUCAUGACUUCAAGCUCAACCUACCCCCAACAUCAAGGGAGGAGAUGCUGAAAAGAAAGAAGUUAGUGAAAUCCCAGUCCCCCAUUGAGCACCCAGAUGAGGGGAAGAUUGAUGAGAGUCGGCAUAUAGUCAAUAACAACCCAUCCGGAGAGGGGGUACAGAUACCAAGAGAUGAAGAGAUUAGUGGUGGAGGGGGAGGUGAUGAAGCAGAUGGUGGAAGGCCAUUAACAAGCAGUCCUCGCAAGAAAAGAACUCCAAGAGACUCAGAUGGGAUGUUAGGAAGGGGAAGUUCUUAUGAUUCUCCUACCGAUACCAGUGAUGAAGUCUCGUCCUCAACGUCUUCGUCGUCAGGGGAGAGUGAGAUCUUAUCGAGCGGAGACGAGCAGAGGAAAAAGGAGGAGGCGAAUGAAGAGGGAAUAAUCUACACUGCUGGGCAUGAUGGCGAUGCAGUUGCCAAUGACAACCGUCAAGAUGCGGAAGAUGAUGCCUUUGCGGGUGGGGACGUCGGAGAAGAUGAUGCUGGGACCAGUGUUGGGAGGAAGGCCCCAGCUGUCAGAGAACGGAGAGCCCAAAGUGCUAAUUUUGGUGGUGUGCAGCUGGCUGCUAUACCAGAGGAUGGAUCGAUAGAGCUCUCACAAGGUGACGAUGACAUGGCCACAUCCCCCCUUGAUGACGACUCACUGUCGGAUCCCAAGAACCAACCCUCUGAGGACAAAACCACCAUGAUCGAAGAUGAUGGUAACUUGGUAGUCUCGAGCUUUGAUAGUCUAGAUGCCAGUCAUCGGGACAUCACAUUGAGUCGUCUCUGCUCGGGAUUGCUUGAUCUGCUGGCAGAAUGUCUCAUUUUCAUCUCAGAGUCCAAGUUGGAUAAGGUCUUGGGGAUCGUAUUGAAGCCAGAGACCCUUAUUGUCAUCGCUCACCAUCACUCGGAAGAGAUACGGACCAGUGUUGUUAAGCUUCUUGAUGUAUACUUCCACCGUGCUAAUGAAGCUCAGCUGUCUAGCUUCCUUCGAAUGCAAGGCUUCCAUCAGCUGGCCAAUCAGCUUCAUCAGUAUCCUGUCACACAAGAACUAGCUGAAGCUUGUCUCACCAUCACCUUCGGCAAACCUGUUCAUCUAGAUCAAGAACUUGACCUAGCCUUGAUUCAAGACCUACCUCGGUUUCGACAGCUGUCCGUGGUUCUUAUCUGUUCUUUGAUGGAGAAUUCUACCCAUGAUGCUCAGCUGUGUCAUAACAUCUUAUGUGCAAUAUUACAUUUGUUUGAGGGUGGUCCCCAGCUGGUACCAGCCUUGCUGGAGAACGGUCUUCUGGAAGCCACCACCAACACGCUGGCAUCACUGUGUACAACCUCAAUGGAGGAUGUUGACUACGAAUGGAGUAGCUGGGCAUUGACUGUUCUCUUAGAUGACGUCAGGCAUAUCUUGGCUUGCAUCGCUAAUAGAGUCUUCAGCUUAUCAGGUGAUCAAUACCUUCAGCACCUGGAAGAUAUGUUAACCCUCCUGGGUGGACUGGAAGAGAUGUUCCAACGGAACUACGGCACAUGCUCCGCUGCAUGCCGUCUGGUUCACGAUGUAGAGUGCCAUGUCAUCAGAGAAGUCCUAGAACACUUUCAGUCUACCUCCAAGGCUAUAGAGUCUAGCCUAACGGCUGGUGCUAGGUCAGGAACACUACAAAGAAGCAUCAGCUACUCAGAGCGACAGUAUGAAGCAUACCGAUGGAAAGAACGGAUGAAAUCUAUUGGAGAUAGUCCGGAAGCAGCUGACAUACGAAGCAGUAGCACAGGUCAACCAUACACUCAUGAUACUUUCUGGGACUACACCAAGAGACCUAGGACUUCAGUACCAAGUAUCCACAGGGAUCACUCCUCUUCCUUCACGGGCCUGCUCCCUUCGUCUGCUGCAGCUCGCCGUUAUUCAAGCAACCUGGAGUCUUUGCUGCGAUCAAGAAGAGUAGAUAGCUUGAAUCGAGGUGGAUCUGGGCGUGGAGGGAACAAAGAUGGUGCUCAGGCUACCGAGCAGGAGAUGGCGAGGAGAUUCCAAAGGCUAUGUCUGCUUGCUGUCAAUCUGGUCGUUAACAGUGAUCUAUCACACCCAUCCUAUCGUCCAGUCAUUAGCCUGACUGAUGACCUCUCAACACAGCUUACCAAGGAUCUCUUUCACUUACUCAUUGAAUCAAUGGGUGCCACCAUGGAGAAGAAGGUUAGCAUCAAGCGACGUCAGUUUGACAGCAUCGUGUGGUCCUCAAGACCGACCCUUCAGCUUCAGCUAGCUCGUCUCUUGGUUCAUAUGAUGUCACCAGCUCAAGACCUGACCCUAAGGAUUUUUACUUUGCAAGUGGCUCAUGUUGACAGGUCCAAGCAGAUCCUCAAGUGUGUUCUACAAACAAGCAUGCAGCAAUAUGCCAGCAAGCUGGAGCUGUACCUCUAUGACCUGCUUCAUAACCAUCACGAUGACCUAUCAGAAACGGAUCAUAUGUUUGGUAUGAUCCUAGUUGAUGUUCUCAAGGAAUGUGGCUUCCAAUCCUUCAAUCCAAAUGAGGAUGAUCCCCAGGCUAUCAAGAGUCUGGAAGAGGACUUAAAGACAACUUGGACGGAUCUUGAUGUUGCUAGGUCAGCGUGGCACAAACAUCGUCUAGAGAAAGCAACCAGAUUGAACCAAAGAAUGAAUGAUAUGGCCAGGGACAUUACUCAUUCUGCUAUGGAAGUCACUCAGGUUGUUGGUAAAUACCAGAAUAAGCAGCGUUUCCAAUUCUUGGAGCACAUCAAACAAGCCAUGUCAUCGGCUUUAGAUGUGAGGACGGCAUGGCAGCAUCUCAUCGAACAGCUUACACAUGAAAGGGCUGUUUGGUAUGACCCAGAGACCUACCCGUUACACUGGCAGCUUGACCCUACAGAAGGACCAGGGAGGGUGAGGAGGAGACUCCAGAGAUGUCAUCUACUCAUCCCUAAGAAGUUCUUUCUCCCAGAGAAACAAACCAAACACAAGGAGACCUGCUCUCGACCGUUGUCCUAUCUCUUUGAUAGCAGCUCACAGUCUCAAAGCUCUUCAGAACUCAAGAGAAGACUGCAGAUGAAUGAAAAGAUCAGUCUUGCAUCGACAUGUGUCAAUGUUACACCUGCUACGGAGACAAGGGGUGAACUGCUGCUAGGCAAUAACAGCAUGUACUUUGUUGGAGAGGAGCCUCUGAGAAAUACCAUUGAUGCUAGUCUCACUAAGGUUUCUAUGGGUGAUACUGACCUGAUGACCAUCUGGUGGACGUACGAUGAGAUCAAAGAACUCCAUCUGAGAUGGUAUCAGUUGAGAGACAAUGCUCUGGAAAUCUUCCUAACCAAUGGCAAGACUCUACUGCUUAGCUUUGACAACACGGAGGAGCGUCAGACCAUCUUCCAAGAGAUCAAGUCCAUGGACCUGCCUAACCUGAUUGAGGUGGACAGUGUCCUGGCCCUCACUCAGGCCUGGCGAAUGGGCCAGAUGACCAACUUUGAGUACCUGACCCAGCUCAACAAGCUUGGAGGUCGCUCCUUCAACGAUCUGAUGCAGUAUCCGGUCUUCCCGUUUGUCCUGAAUAACUACGUUGAUGAGAAGAUUGACUUGACGAAAGAGAAGUAUUUCAGAGACCUCACCAAGCCAGUGGCAGUGCAGAAUAAGGACAGAGAGGAGAGAUACAAGGAAAACUUCAAAGCCCUGCAAGAGGAGUAUGAUAAGAACCAUCGUAUGGGAGAGGAAACCACCUUGGUAAUCGCGCCAUACCACUAUGGUUCUCACUACUCAAACAGCGGCACAGUCUUGCAGUACCUUGUCAGGCUCCCACCAUUCACUCAGAUGUUCCUGCACUACCAAGAUAAUCACUUUGAUCUCCCGGACCGGACGUUUCAUUCUAUCCAGACCUCUUGGUUUCUGUCUUCCUUCCAAUCUACCACGGAUGUUAAAGAACUCAUUCCUGAGUUCUUCUUCCUCCCUGAGUUCCUCUUGAACAAUCAAGGCUAUGACUUUGGCUUUCGUCAGUCCGGUGAGGCAGUACACAAUGUCAUUCUACCCCCAUGGGCCAAGGAGGAUGCUAGACUCUUUGUCCAGAUCAUGAAGCAAGCCCUGGAAUCUACUUACGUCUGUCAGAAGCUCCACAGUUGGGUGGAUCUAGUCUUUGGAUACAAGCAGCAUGGGCAGCAUGCAGUAGAAGCCAUCAAUGUCUUCCAUCCUGCCACCUACUUUGGUCUCGACACCCGCACCAUCAAGGACCACACCAGAAGACGUGCCGUUGAGACCAUGAUCAAGACGUAUGGCCAGACCCCUAAGCAGCUGUUCACCAACCCUCAUCCGCAGCACAAUGAUCCAGACACCGUCAUUGCAGAUUCUGCCAUGAUGGGCACCGUCAACAUGGGCUUCUUGUCAUCCUUUACCUCGAGGUCUAGGACAGCCUCGGUUUCUAAUGAUAAGGGCCUGUUCAGGGAGCCUCUAUCCCAUGUAAAGGGUAUGCGGUGGGGAGACUACCUCGGAUCACCAGCAUCCAGUGAGCCCAUGGUCAAGUGGCAACAAGCAUUCAUGACCACACCCAAUCAGCUUAUUCCUCUACCGACAGGCAAUGUGUGUGGGGUGGCCAAGAACCAGUGUCUACUUGUCAUGUACAGCAAGGAGAAAAGUGUGAGCAGCAUGUACGCAGUGGACAUCAAAUGGUCAGGAUUCUUGACCUGGGGUCAUUCUGAUGGCAUUCUUAGACUCAAACACAAGGCCAAGACCCCUCCCAUUAACUUUCUGCAGUCAAAUACAAAUGAUGAGAUUACCACCUGUAGUUCAGUUUCUGACUGUCGACUGAUGUUUACUGGAAUGGCUUCUGGUAUGAUCAUCGCAUAUAAUAUCAAGUUCAAUCCAUACAAGCAAAGCAGCAUUGAAGUGACCAGGUCAGUUGUUCGUCUUCUCGGACACACGGGACCGGUCACCUGCCUUUAUGUGUGCAGACCAUACAGUAUACUGGUCAGUGCUAGCCAAGAUGGGACAUGUAUCAUCUGGGAUCUCAAUAGGUUGUGUUAUGUGAGAUCAUUGAAAGACGAGACCAAGCGAGGGGGUAGUAUCAUAGCCGUAGCUGUUAGCGAGGUUUCUGGUGACAUAGCAUCUGUCUCCAAUGUCGCGUCUGCUGAUGAUCUGUCUAUGUCUCUGACAGCGGCCGGUGUGAGUGAGCUAACCCUGUGGAGUAUCAAUGCCGAUCUGAUAGGAAGGGUGUUCUGCCACAGUCAGAUGCUGUGCCUCUCCUUCUCCAAUGCCCCCGAGGGCAUCUCCAUCAAUGCCAUAGCUGCAGGGUGCUAUGAUGGUGUCGUCAGAAUGUGGAGUACAUUGGACUUGAGUCCACUCAGGAACAUCUCGGUAGAAAUGCAUCGACCAAUUACAAGCUUGACAUUUAGUCAUGACUCUCACUUCCUGUUCACCUGUGAUGAGGAUGGUCUGGUAAUUGCCUGGGGGAAGAAGGAUACCAACAAGAAAGUGCCAAGGUUUGAAGCCUUCCUCAAUGCCCCCAGGAAUAGCGGAAGCAGCGGUAAUCUUGAAGCAAGUAUAUCUUCACAAAGGUAAAAAGGAAGGUUUCAGCUGUGAUAGAGAUGCUGUGGUGACUGCAUAUGGGAAGUAGGUGCAAGUCUGAAGCCUUCCUCAAUGCCCCAAGGAAUAGGGGAAGCAGCAGUAAUCUGGAAACAAGUAUAUCUUGCCAAAGAUACCCAGAAGGCUUUUCAUGUGACGAAAAUGGUAUAGUGAUUUCCUGGAAGAAGGAUACCAAAUAAGAGGUUCCCAGGAUUGAAUGCUUUGUCAAUGCCUCCAGGAAUAGCAGAAGCAGCAGUAAUCUUGAAGCAAUAUUGUCUUCCCAAAGAUUUACGGAAGGGUUCACAUGUGAUGGGAUGGACUGACAGUUACCUUGAAGGAUACCAAUAAGAGGUUCCCCAUAGUGAAGGCUUCCACGAUGCCUCCAGGAAAAGCGGAAACAGCAGAAAUCUUGAAGCAAGCUUCUCUUCCCAAAGGUAAACAGAAGAAUUCAAACAAGAAGGUGCCCAAGUUUGAAGCUUUCAUGUGUGAUAAGGAUGAUUUGAUGAUUGCCUUGAAGGAUACAAAUGAGAGGUUCCCAAGAGUGAAGCCUUCAUCAAUGCCCCCAGGAAUAGCAUAAGCAGCAGUAAUCUUGAAGCAUGUUUAUCUUCCUAAAGGUAAACAGAGUUCUUCACGUGUGAUGGGGAUGAUUGCCUUGAAGAAAGAUGCCAAUAAGAGGUUCUCAAGAGUGAAGCCUUCCUCAAUGUUCCCAGGAAUAUUGGAAGCAGCGGUAAUCUGGAAUCAGGUUUGUCUUCCCUAAGGUAAACAGAGGUAUUAACAUUUGAUGGGGAUGAUAUGAUGAUUGCCUUGAAGGAUUGAAAGAUACCAAUAAGAGGUUCCCAAGAGUGAAGCCUUCAUCAAUGCCCCCAGGAAUAGCGGAAGCAGCAGUAGUCUUGAAGCAUGUUUCAUCUUCCCCAGGGAGAAAAGCAAAGAUGCUAUAGAUGCCCAGAUUGUGAUGUUACCUCAUGAACACUAACCAGUGGAAGCAGUAGCUUUAUCUUCCCUUGGUUUAAAGGGAAAGUACCUGAGCCCCAUCUCACAAAGAGUUAUGAUUGACCCGAUGAACCUCAUGUAUAUGGAAAUCCAUCAAUGUUAUAAUUUUUUCUUUGGGA
Molecule: messenger RNA, 13072 nt
Organism: Lytechinus variegatus (green sea urchin)
Lineage: Eukaryota; Metazoa; Echinodermata; Echinoidea; Temnopleuroida; Toxopneustidae
Product: lysosomal-trafficking regulator-like
Exons: 51
Coding region: 141-11960 (3939 amino acids)
Biological process (GO): intracellular protein localization
Cellular component (GO): membrane; cytosol
Molecular function (GO): protein kinase binding
Source: RefSeq, a predicted model, not a curated record